This is a messenger RNA of Alternaria postmessia, 1254 nucleotides long. Its product is annotated as Glycerol-3-phosphate dehydrogenase [NAD(+)]. The record is from RefSeq and is a predicted model, not a curated record. NCBI's taxonomy places the organism in Eukaryota, Fungi, Ascomycota, Dothideomycetes, Pleosporales, Pleosporaceae. Gene Ontology annotation, molecular function: NAD binding; glycerol-3-phosphate dehydrogenase [NAD(P)+] activity. Gene Ontology annotation, biological process: glycerol-3-phosphate catabolic process; carbohydrate metabolic process. Gene Ontology annotation, cellular component: nucleus; cytosol; glycerol-3-phosphate dehydrogenase (FAD) complex. The coding region runs from base 1 to 1254 and encodes 417 amino acids. The transcript has 2 exons.
AUGGCGACUCUCAGUGCUGGACGCAAGCACAAGGUGACCAUAGUUGGCUCCGGCAACUGGGGCACCACAAUGGCCAAACUAGUCGCCGAGAACGUGAAGGAGAACCCAUCCCUGUUUGAAGAGACUGUGCAGAUGUGGGUGUUUGAGGAGGAGUACACCAUCCCGAAAGAUUCGCCUCACUACAGCGGCUCCGACAAGCCUGAGAAGCUGUCGCAACUCAUCAACAGGGUUCACGAGAACGUCAAAUACCUCCCGAACAUCACGCUUCCUUCGAAUGUGGUCGCCAACCCCGACCUACCCGAUUCCUGCAAGGACUCUACGAUGCUCAUCUUCGUACUCCCGCAUCAAUUCAUUGCGCGGUCGAGCCAGCAGCUGGUCGGCAAGAUUCUCCCUUACGCACGAGCUAUCUGCUGCACAAAGGGCGUGGACGUCAGUGAGAAGGGCAUCAGGCUCAUGUCAGAGACAAUUGGCAUGACUCUCAACAUCUACUGUGGUGCUUUAUCAGGAGCGAACAUUGCUUCUGAGAUCGCUCAAGAGAAGUACUCGGAGACGACUGUAGCAUAUGACCCGCCACCGAUGGACUCGCGCAAUCCUACCCCCAGCGGUUCGCCCAAUGCCUCACAGACUGAUCUUACUGCUCACGUGGACCUUAUCGAUCCGAGCAAAAAGAAACCUAGCAAGCGCUCAGCGCAUUUGACUGCUCUCCCCAACGAGUACCCACCUCUGUCGCACGAGAACGUCCGGAGGCUCUUCCACCGUCCCUACUUUCAUGUACAUAUCGUCAACGACGUCGCUGGUGUCUCACUGGGCGGAGCGCUGAAGAACAUCAUCGCGCUUGCAGCAGGCUUUGUGGAUGGUCUGGGCUGGGGAGACAACGCCAAGGCAGCUGUAAUGCGUGUUGGUAUCUUGGAGAUGGUCAAGUUCGGCAAGGCUUUCUUCGGGGACAGUGCUCGCACAAGCACCUUUACUGAAGAAAGCUGUGGUGUCGCCGACGUCAUCACUUCAUGCUCGGGUGGUCGCAACUUCCGCUGUGCAAAGAUGUCUGUCGCCCGUGGCAAGACCAUCUAUGAGAUCGAGCAGUCUGAGCUCAAUGGCCAGAAGCUCCAGGGUACCAGCACUGCCUACGAGGUCAACGAGUUCUUGAAGGCAGAGGGAAUGGAGGCCGACUUCCCGCUCUUCACCGCUGUCUACAACAUUCUGGAAGGCAAGAACAAGCCCGAAGACAUUCCCCAGCUUAUUGAGAAGAAGCCAUGA